Suillus clintonianus is the source of this 609-nucleotide messenger RNA. RefSeq lists its product as uncharacterized. The record is from RefSeq and is a predicted model, not a curated record. The annotation marks the transcript as partial. The transcript is spliced from 2 exons. Lineage: Eukaryota; Fungi; Basidiomycota; Agaricomycetes; Boletales; Suillaceae.
GACCCUGAAUUCAUCAUUUGCGCACCUAUCAACUAUAAGUACAGGCCUAGAGACGAUAACUUGUUGGGUGUCAUCGCUACAUACUUCCACCAGAUCCUUGGUAGACGGCAAGAUCAAAUUCAAGCCCAACUGCCCGUACUGAUGCCACUAUGUGGAAAAGCACGCAUUUGCUACCGAGGGGACACGAUUCGCACUGUCUUUGCAAUUCGUCGACUGACACAAUCCUACAGAGAUAACACCUUCUAUGAGAUCCAAUAUAAUGACACAGGAAAUCGUGUCGUCAAUGUCAUAAGCUACGGUCGCCUCGAGAAGAUCAUACUUUGCAACUUGGAUGACAAGGCCAUAUGGGGGUCUCACCGGAAUUCCCUCCACAUCCUCGCAGUUAUUGCCCCCUGCGAUACAGAUGGGUGUGAUGCUUCACAAACCGUUGUGGAGUAUAAACAAUUCCUGCCAAUUAUCGUUAGCGAUGUACGCAAUAUAAAAGCCGCAGUGGGCAGAGUUAAUACACGUGGAAGGUGGGGUAUCAUAGAUCGUACCAUCAAUGCUGCCUGUGCAUCAUUUGCAGACGUGGAUGAGGAGUACAAUUAUAUUUCAGAUGAGGAAACAUAG